AUGGCAACUCUUUAUCCCUCUCACUUGUUAUCUGCCUCCCCACACCUCCAAGCCUCCGCGAAAAUCAACCGUCGGGCUCAUGCUCCUCCUUCUGUUCUUGGGCUCAAGGGUUUGGCACAGUGUAGUAAACUGCAUGCCUUUGGCCAGAGUGUUAAGCUUUCUGGGUUGCGUAAGAAUUCUCGGCACAAUAUCUCGUGUGCGAUAAAUAUGACUGCAGGACAGUCGGAUGAACCUGGGAAGAUGAAAUUCGAUCACCUGAUUAAUAAAGCAAGAAAAUUGUGGGACAGCUCUCCACAGCCGGUCAAGAUCUUCCCUUGGAAAAGGGCCGUGCAAAACUUUAUUCAACUCAUCCUUGACCUUAUACUAGCAGUUGUCAAAUACUUAUCUGUACCUUUGCUGGCCGUUUCCUCCCUUAGUGAAAUGUCCUACUGUGCACAUGCGAAGAAGUUGUUUUUAGUUCCUAUUCCAGUCCUCAUUGGAAUGGCUAUUGCGGAAGUCUUAAAACUGGCAGCCUUGGAUGCUUCCCCACUUCUUAAGGAUGCAGAAGUUCCCUGGCAUCUGAUUGUCAUGGCAAUCUUCUUCACACUGCUCAAAUUGCCAGGUCCAUAUUACCCAUUCUGGGGGAGAAUUUUAAUCCCACACUUGGCUAAUGGGGGGUUGUUAAGGACCUUAUGGUUUGCAUUUUUGUGGUAUAGAAGACCCCAAAGGGUAUUGAGAAUGGCACCGUCACAAAAUUCUGAAAGUGGCAGUCAAUCUGAAGUUGAACCAAAUAAGCUCUAA
Molecule: messenger RNA, 780 nt
Organism: Prunus armeniaca (apricot)
Lineage: Eukaryota; Viridiplantae; Streptophyta; Magnoliopsida; Rosales; Rosaceae
Source: the annotation of a GenBank genome assembly